AUGAAAAUAUUGCAUUAAUUAAACAGCAACAAAAGCAACUAAAAUGUCGAUAGGAUUUGUGACUCUUCAUAUCUAUCUAAAGAUUAAGGAGUAAAGGUGAUAUUCCCAACUUUGAAAGUAAUUAUACCCUCAUACUUGAAUCUGAGUGUUUUAACACUGUAAAUUAUGAUUUAAGAACAAGAGAGCUAAAGACUUAUUUCAGAGAAAGUGGUCACUCUAACUCGAGAUAUCAGUCAUAGAGUUUACUCUAACAGUCCAAGGAGUAAUACAAGAGACUCUAGCAACAACAAAAGUAGCACACCUUCACGAAAGUAGGUCUAAAUCAAUGAAAAUCAUGGACAGCAAAUCGUUGACUUCCUAAGAGAAGUUAAAAAUACUGAUUGUGGUAGUAAAUUAGACAGAUUACUCUAGAAACCUUCUUUCAAUAUCAUUCUAGUUGACUUCAAUAGCAAUGAUCAGCUGAGCUAGCAAUACAAACUGAUGCGAGUACCCAUUAAUUUAAGCUUUACUUUGGUUGAUGAGAACUAUGUAUAAAUAAUGGAGAAUACCAAGUCGCUUACUGUAAAUCAUUUGAGACAAUACAAGAUAGUUGAGCAAGCUCAGUAGAUCAUCAUAGAUUUCUCCAUCGAAAUCCAGGCUCAAUUUCUGGAUUGGAACGGCAAUAUGAGUAGGAAAAGAAUUAUUCAACAACCAAAGACUGUAAACUUAACAAAUGAGUAUAUUGAGCUAAAUACAUAGAGAAAUAAACAGAAGUAUGAGACUUUCAAUAACAUGAGAAAAGAACAAUCAUCAUAGCAUGAAAAAGCACUUGGUGUAUCCUCAAAUCAAGGGAGAUCGACUAAGGAAGAUUCUAUAAACUCAAUGACUGGCCGAGGUGGCAUGUAAUUUAACCCAUAAAGAUUAUACCGAGAAGGGAAUACCAUACAAGUUGAGGAUGAGGGUGAGCUGAAAAUUGAUGAUAAGCAAUCUAAGUUAAAGGAGCAAUCCUAGCUGCAGAUCUAACAACAAUAUUAGGAUUUAAAUAAGGUGAAAUCAUAGGGGUUUUUGAGUUUGGUGGAUAAUAUAGCCAGAAGAUCAAAUCAGUAAUACCUCAAAGCUAUUCAAUAGAUUACUUCCUAGAAUAGUACUCCAAAGAAUAUAAUGAUUAACCAGAAUAUGAGUAUGAGUUAAUCAAUGAACAACACACUAACGUUUUAAAAUAGAUCAACUAUGAAUUUCCAAUCAAAUUAGAGCUAGCAGAAUAAAAUCUCACUAAGGCUUGACAUUCAUUUAAUGGAUGAUCUUCAGGAGUAAAAGGACAAAGUUGAUCCUAAUUUUUUUAACCUCAAAAGAGAUAGGAUGCGCCGCAUAAUAGUGAAGUAUGUUGGUGCCAACAUCAACAAGUAAGCUAAAGGUUUCAUUCAAUAUAAUCACAGAUAUCAUCAUAUAAACACUCUUGAUUGUCUAAAGAUCUUUAAAAGAAUGAAUAGGCUCAAGGAGAAGCUGACAUUUAUGUUAGAGUAAAGUGGUAAAAAUGGCUAGAAGUAAAAACUAUCAAAUAAAGAAUCAGAGGCCCAGCAUCUAAGCAUUGAUGAGAAGGCAGAAAUUCAAAUGAAUAGGGCACAUAUCAGCGAUAAAAUGCUGAAUUUGGAGACCUUGCAAUCGCCAAGACUAGAAAAAUACAGAGAAAGCUCGAUAUCAAGUCCCAGAUUUAGCUAAUCAAAGCAAGUAAGUGCAGGAGGAUCACCAAGGAGUAGAUAAAGUACAAAGCAUCUAUAAAUUCACAUGCUUAGUCCGUAGCUUUUGCAAUUAAAUCUCAAGAAGUAGAGCAGUUCAGGUGGGAACAGUAACUCAGGUGCAGCAGGAGGCCUGGGUGGACUCAUAGCUGAGGAACAUUACAAGACUGAAGACCAAAUUAUUUAGGAUUAGUAUUAGGUGAUGAGGAAUGAGGAUUUCGAUGAGAAGUAUUAAAGGCAUGUCUAGUUUAACUACUUCUUCCAAGUGCCGAGAUAUAAAACUCUCUUAGAUGCUUAAAUACUCCUGAGAGAUGUCCAAAAGGAGUUGGUUCAAUGGAAAACCAACAGAAAUGUGAAAAAGGCUCUAAGAAAUGCCAGAGAUAGCAAGAAUAGCGAUAUGAAUCAAGCGUCUCACUUUAAUCCUGGUAAGACUUAGAGAGAGAAAAGAAAGCUUAAGAUUGAAUAGCUUAGCGCUGAUGAUGAGAGAUUAUUUCUUAGGCAGUUGGAUCUUAAUUAAUCACUGAUGAAAUCACCUUGA
Stylonychia lemnae is the source of this 2253-nucleotide messenger RNA. The record is from the annotation of a GenBank genome assembly. Lineage: Eukaryota; Ciliophora; Spirotrichea; Sporadotrichida; Oxytrichidae.